Molecule: messenger RNA, 639 nt
Organism: Hydatigera taeniaeformis
Lineage: Eukaryota; Metazoa; Platyhelminthes; Cestoda; Cyclophyllidea; Taeniidae
Source: the annotation of a GenBank genome assembly
AUGCGGAGCCUAGGUAACACUUCCUCCGCAAGCUUCCAAAGUGGCUUUGAUAGCGGGUCGCUUGGUGGCUUUGAUGCCAUUGAAUCUGUUAUCGAUGCGGAAAUUGACGAUGCCCCACUUGAAUCUUCCCUGUCUUCCCAAAGCCCUUCCGAGCGUCUUGAAUCAGGUUCGAUUGAGACUUUGAAUCCGACCAAUACCCAACCACUGCCCAUUGAAGACCCUAUCGAGGCUUACGACUCACUUGUCUCGCGCAUGGCAACCGAUGGUGUGGAGUGGAUACCUCCAAAGCAGAUAGCUAAAGGAUUUCCUGAUGGACUUUCACUUCAUGACAAUCCAGCACAGUGGCAAGAUGUCAAUGGACCUGACGACGUUACUACACCAACAAAAGUUCAAGAAGAAGUCACUCUUAGUGACGCCCGUCAGACUCCUCAUCCGGCAGAGUCGUCUGAACUCUCCAAUAGGACGGCUUUCGUUCAGCACCCAAGCACGGAUGCCAAUGAUGUGGGUGUCUCGGAGAAUGUGUCCAAACUGCGGGAGCUCCAGUUCCAACUGAAUCAAGUACGGUUUUCUAGGCGAGCAACAGAUUUUAUGUCAGUUGUUAUUGUUGCAUCUAUGGAUGAUCAUAUUUUUGUAGGGUGA